AUGCCAUCCAACGGUUAUCAGCGAUACACACCCGAUGAACAGCGGAAACGAAGAAUCAGAAGAUUGAUUAUCGAAGUUAUUGUGUGCGCUGUACUCAUCCUACCAACAAUUUUUGUACCCGUAGGGAGUCUUCUGAAAGAUAUGAUUAAACCACGAAUUUUCGGUAAAGUAACACUCCAACCCGAUACAGAAGGUUUACAAAGUUGGCUCGAUCCACCAGUCGAUACAACUCGAAGUUACUAUCUAUUCAAUGUCACAAAUGCAGAAAAUGUUACUCUUCAUCCAUCUGAUACGACUAUACAUGUUCGAGACACACCGGCUUACACAUACAAAAUCAAAACCAUCAAAAACAUUACUCAAUGGUCUGACAACAAUACUAAACUUGAUUAUGAAGUUUCUCGACUGAUUACGCGUGAUCCCGAACGAUUUAAAGAAUCGUCUCUUAAUGAUACUGGUGCAUUUAUUGACUUAGUACGGGCUAUUUUUCGAACACAAUUUGAAAAAGCUAAACCAGCACAAUCAUUUUUUGAUCUUGGUGGUGAAAAUCCCUUUCCUGAAGGAAAACCAAUAGAAUUACUAGAAGGCUAUACUUCGUCUUUGUUUGACACUGUUCGAGAGAAAAUGGUAGGACCAAACACGGACAAGUCAGGUUUUAUCUAUCGACAAAAUGGUAGUCGAUUAUACAGUGUGUCGAUAGACACAGAUUUGGAUAAAAAAGGUCAAAUGAAAUCAUUUUCAAGCGAUCUCGUUGCAUUUGAAACUACUUCACACGAUUAUUCAUUUCCAAUUUAUGAUAGCGUUACAUAUCCAACAAUGCUUUUUGAUAAGCCCGUACUGAACAUCUUCCACUCAGAUUUUUGCAGUCCAGUUCUUCUUCAGUAUUCGAAAACCGUCAAUUUACGUUUUGGACUACCGGCAUUCGAGUAUCGAGUCAAAUUUAUUAACGUUAACAAUUGUUCUAACCCAAAUGAUACAAAGGACACGAUCUUUCUGUCCAAAGCGCAUUUUUAUGGAAGUAAAAACGAGACAAUUCAAGAAAUGAAUAUCGAAGGUUUUCAACCAUCUGCAGAUGCACAUGAUUCAGUUGUUUAUUUUGAGCCUUACUCUGGUACGCCGUUGAAAGCUUCAUUUCGGAUGCAGUUGAAUGUUGCAGCGAGCAUUGAUCCAGCCAGAAAAGAAGAGGAUGGAGCUAAGUGGACAGCAAUAAAAAAACGCAAAGGUGUCGUACGUUUAAUACCCGUAUUUUGGAUCGAUCAGGAUAUAAAACUCUAUGAAAGCAAAGUCAAAGAUCUUCAGAAAGCCAUGAUUAUUAUGAAUAACGGACAGCGAAUUGUUAUUGGAUUAGCGAUUGUAUUAUCCAUUUGUUUUAUUCUUGUUAUGGAAUUAGUUCCGCGAUUAUGCAACAGAAACAAUCGAAAUAAACACAGUGGUUAUGUCAAGGCUGAUACUCUAAUCUAUCAUUAA
Molecule: messenger RNA, 1464 nt
Organism: Adineta ricciae
Lineage: Eukaryota; Metazoa; Rotifera; Eurotatoria; Adinetida; Adinetidae
Source: the annotation of a GenBank genome assembly